Molecule: messenger RNA, 2649 nt
Organism: Drosophila montana
Lineage: Eukaryota; Metazoa; Arthropoda; Insecta; Diptera; Drosophilidae
Gene: Naglu
Product: N-acetyl-alpha-glucosaminidase
Exons: 2
Coding region: 86-2416 (776 amino acids)
Source: RefSeq, a predicted model, not a curated record
CCGAAGCGUGCCUACGUUUAUUAUCAACGAUUGAGAGGCGGACAGCCCGCGUCCAGUGCGACUUGAGCUGUUGAUAUUGAGCGUCAUGGUCGGGCGUGUCAGUGUUUUCUUGGUCUUGACCUUGGCCUUCGUCCACAAAUUGAGCUUGGGUCAUUGCCAGCUCGGGCCGGAGCUGGUGGCACGUUUGACACCUGAAACCACGCCUGAUGUACAGGAAGAAGCCGUACGGCAGCUCAUGCAACGUGUGGUCGGUGUCCGAGCGUCCAACUUAUUUCACGUGGAAGUGAACAAGCUCCUCGAACCAAGCAGCUAUGAGAUCAGCCAAAUGGAUAAUGGAAAAGUGCUGAUAGCCGGCUGGGAUGGCGUCUCUGUAUGCAAGGGCUUUCAUUACUAUCUAAAAUAUGUGCUGAAUCAGGAUUUGGACUGGUCCAAGACACGCAUCGAGCUCUCCGACAAUUUGGAACUGCCGAAUGUGACACUUUGCUCGAAGUCGGCCAGUUCCAUUAUCUACUACCAAAAUGUGUGCACAUGGAGCUACAGCUUCGUGUGGUGGAGCUUUGAGGAGUGGCGCGCGCACAUCGAUUGGAUGGCGAUGAUGGGCAUUAAUCUUUUGAUAGCACCCAACCAGGAAGCCAUCUGGCAGAGUGUGUACACAGAGCUGGGCCUCAGCGAGGACGAAAUAAACGCACACCUUGCCGGCCCGGCAUUCCAGGCCUGGCAGCGCAUGGGCAACAUUCGUGGCUGGGGUGGUCCACUGCCGCCCGCACACAGGCGGCUCCAGCAGCUGCUGCAACAGCGCAUUGUCCGUGCCCAACGCGAGCUGGGCAUGAGCGUCGCUCUGCCGGCAUUUGGUGGACAUGUGCCAACGGCAAUGCGAAGAGUCUUUCCCAACGCCAACUAUACGCCUGCCGAGCGUUGGAAUAACUUUCCCGAUCAAUAUUGUUGUGACCUCUUUGUCGAGCCGCACGAUCCGCUUUUUCAGCAGGUGGGCGCCUUGUUUCUGCGGCGUGUCAUCCAAGUCUAUGGCUCCAAUCACAUCUACUUUAGCGAUCCUUUUAACGAGAUGCAGCCACCCCUAGCUGAGCCGGGAUAUAUGGGUUCGACAGCCAAAGCAAUUUAUAACUCGAUGCGAGCGGUGGACGCGAAUGCCGUGUGGUUGCUGCAGGGUUGGAUGUUUCUGAAGGAUAUCUUCUGGACAAAUGAACUUAUAGAGGCCUUCCUGACUGCCGUGCCGCGUGGUCGCAUCUUAGUGCUCGACCUGCAGAGCGAACAGUUUCCGCAAUACCAGCGCACGCACUCCUACUACGGCCAACCAUUUGUGUGGUGCAUGCUGAACAAUUUCGGUGGCACGCUGGGCCUCUUUGGGUCCGCACAGCUCAUCAGAAGUGGAAUUGCAUCGGCACGCAUUAUGCCCAAUAGCAGCAUGGUAGGCGUGGGCAUCACACCCGAGGGCAUUGGCCAGAACUACGCCAUAUUCGCUCUCACGCUUGAGCAGGGCUGGAGCGCGUCUAAGCUUCAGCUGAGCGACUGGUUCGAUCACUUCGCUCUGACCCGCUAUGGUGUUAAUGAUACACGUUUGGCCCAGGCUUGGCAGCUUUUGCGCGACGGUGUUUACUCCUUCCAUGGCCUGCAACGUAUGCGAGGCAAAUAUGCCUUGAACAAAAGGCCAGGACUAAACUUGAAUCCGUGGACCUGGUACAAUGGGUCCAGUGUUACCGACGCCUGGCACCUGAUGCUGGCGUCCAGGGAAAUGGUGCCUCUAAAGGAUGACAGGUAUGCCAUCUAUGAGCACGACCUUGUGGACAUAACGCGCCAGUUCCUGCAACAGAGCUUCGAUCAGAUAUACGUCAACCUAAGGUCAGCGUAUCGCAAAGAGCAGCUAAGUCGUCUCGAGUAUUUGGCCGGUAAGCUUCUGGAGCUACUCGACGAUAUGGAGCGUAUACUGGCAAGUGGCGCACGUUAUUUAUUGGGCACUUGGUUAGAGGCCGCCAAGAAAUUGGCGCCCAGCGACAAACAGCGUCCCCUCUACGAGUUUAAUGCGCGCAAUCAGCUCACGUCGUGGGGUCCCAACGGUCAGAUUCUCGAUUAUGCAACGAAACAAUGGUCGGGCUUGAUGUGCGAUUAUUACAAGCCACGUUGGGCAAUGUUUCUUGACGCUGUGACGCGGGCAAUGCAAUCCCACAGGCCGUUCAACAGCACCGACUUUAAGCAGCGGGUUGCCGACGAGAUCGAGCUGCCGUUCAGCAACCUCACAAAGGUGUACCCCACAAAGCCGAUGGGCAACACGUGGCUCAUCUCGAAUGACAUAUACGUCAGAUGGAACUCAUAUGCGAAAGAAACACAAUUUCUGCACAAUUGUCGGUUACCGGUGAGGCUCCUGCUAGGCAACGGAACGGAAGACAUAGAGCUGCAAUAGUUUAGCAUAAUGGGACCAAAUAAAUAAACCCUGUUCUCCUUACAUAGUUAGCAGAGACCAUAAUGAUAGACCGAGAAGCAAUGUUUGAGAGAACUCUUGAUAUAUAUAGAACAAUAAAAUAUAAGCUUCAGUUUUGCAUUUUAUUUAUAAAAAUAAUUAUAAUUUUUGAGUUAUAAAUAUAAAAAAAUUAAUCUUUACUUUUUUUAGUUAAAAUAAAAAACAAUUUUAGUCAC